AUGUCCAGACCGUGGUUGGCUCUUCUUUAUUUUAAAACCAAAAAUGGAAGUUAUGCUUUCAACUGUGGCGGUACUUUGAUAAACAAACGUUACGUGUUAACAGCUGCUCAUUGCUUCUUAGAUCAAGAACUACAAUCAGUCCGUUUGGGAGAACAUUACAUAAGUCAGGAAAGAGAUUGCAGUGGACAUUUUUAUGCGCCACCAGUUGAGGAUAUUGACAUUGAACGCAUUUUCGUGCAUGAAAAAUACUCGCGUGUUACUCGUCAUAAUGAUAUUGCUCUAGUAAAACUCUCGAGAGACAUGGAAGUCAAAGCAAACAUUGCGCCUAUUUGUCUGCCCACCAACUAUGAUCUUCAACAAAAAGUCAAUAAUAUGCCAAGAUUUUAUGUGACUGGCUGGGGUAAAACUGAAAAUGGGCAGCUUUCAAAUUGUCCGAAGGAAGCCGGUUUAAAUCGUAUAGAUCGCUUUCAAUGCCAAAACUCUUAUCCUAGUCGAGAAAUCGUUUCCACACAAAUCUGCACAGGUGGCGUUGGAUAUGAUUCCUGCAAAGGUGAAUCUGGAGGUCCAUUGUCGUAUGCGACGUAUUUGAAUGAUUUUCAACGGAUUGUUCAGUAUGGCGUGGUAAGUGAUGGAACACAUGAAUGCGGAAAUGGAAGUCCUGGUGUCUACACAAACGUUGGCAGUUAUAUACGCUGGAUAGCCUACAAGAUUGCCAGACAAGAAGUAAAUAGAGUAAGGUAG
Messenger RNA from Drosophila nasuta, 741 nucleotides. Its product is annotated as serine protease grass-like. Gene Ontology annotation, molecular function: serine-type endopeptidase activity. The record is from RefSeq and is a predicted model, not a curated record. NCBI's taxonomy places the organism in Eukaryota, Metazoa, Arthropoda, Insecta, Diptera, Drosophilidae. The transcript is spliced from 4 exons. The coding region runs from base 1 to 741 and encodes 246 amino acids. Gene Ontology annotation, biological process: proteolysis.